AUGCCACAGGCAGAAAUGAGAAUAAAAGAGAUCUGGAUCCACCCCGUGAAGUCAAUGAAGGGGAUUAAGCUAGACAAGUGUCAGAUCGAUUCGAACGGGUUCAAAUAUGAUCGAAUGUAUAUGCUGGCAGAGCCCGACAAGAAGGCAACAUUACCAGACGAACAGUACAGGUUUGUCACUCAGAGGGAAGCCCCGAGAAUGACCCUUAUUGAGACCAGUAUUGACAUUGAAAGGGGACACCUGAAAUUGGUAUACCCACCCACAGGUGCAGAGCUAUUAUUACCACUUCAGAUCGAUUCUGAAAUACUUAAAUCAAUGCCCUCCAAAGAUGCAUUCAUAUGGAACCAAACCCCAACUAGUUAUGACCUUCAGUACGAUUUCCCUGCCAUCCGACCAUUUAUUGAAUCGGUAUUCUAUGACGAGCCAGAACGAGCCGCCGAGGCUACAUUUGUGGCGCCAAAAGACAGGAGAACGGUGAAGAGAGGCUCACCUGAUGAACAGACACUGAACCGUCGACCAACUACUUCUUUCCAAGACUAUUAUCCUGGUAAUGUAAUUACUACAAGCUCACUGGAAGAUCUUUACAACAAAGUAUACGAGAAAACUAAGGGCGAGAUUCAAAUAGGUGUUCGAAACUUCAGACCGAAUAUCGUUGUAGAGACAGAGAUCCCUUGGGACGAAGAUACGUGGAAAACAAUCAAGAUAGGCGGUAAGUACACAUGGCACAUUGCGUGUCGCAAUGUUAGAUGUCAAAUCACCACCGUCAAUUUGAAAUCGGGCCAAUUCGAAAAAUCUCACGAACCAUACAAAACGAUGCAAUCGUUUAGACGAGUAGACCCAGGUGCCCCAUAUCUUCCAUGUUUCGGCAUGAAUAUGGUACACCAAGAAGUAGGGUACACCAUCAGCACUGGAGAUACCGUUGAAGUCUUAGGCCGUGGAGAGCAUAUAUACGAGAAGAUUUAG
Molecule: messenger RNA, 963 nt
Organism: Sugiyamaella lignohabitans
Lineage: Eukaryota; Fungi; Ascomycota; Dipodascomycetes; Dipodascales; Trichomonascaceae
Product: Molybdenum cofactor sulfurase
Exons: 1
Coding region: 1-963 (320 amino acids)
Molecular function (GO): catalytic activity; pyridoxal phosphate binding; molybdenum ion binding
Source: RefSeq, a predicted model, not a curated record